UUUAACGAAGAUAACCUUACACUCAAAUUUCUUUGACAUGUAUGACCUACAUAAUUAUAAUAACCUUAGGGUUUGAUAUUUGGUGUUAUUAUUGUUAAUAAAUACUUGAUUAUAAAAAUAAGAAAGAGUGUCAGAUAAGCAGUGUUAAACGAAUAUAUGCAGGUAGUAAUUUAACAGAUUCCAGGGUGGUGUUUGAAGUAAUGAAAUUUUUAUUAUGCAAAUUAAUAGGAUUUCUGCUAACAUACACUAAAAUGAAAAUAUUUAUGAUUUACUACUUUUAAUGCAGUAUCACUUACAUAAGUGUAUUGUCUUUGAAUCGUUUAAGAGCCGUAACAUUGAAGUUGCUUCUAAUACUAACCUUACAAUAAAAUAGGUCAAAUACAAGAGCCUAAAAAAUAUGGCAAGUUUUGCAGCUCAGGCUGCUAUACGAUCGAAGUGGAGUUCUCUUAUAGAAGAUGGUAUUGAAGUCCCAUCUGAAGUUACCAAUAAAGUCACCAGUGUAGUUGGAUGGCUUAAGCAGGCUUCGUUAGAAGUAAAAGCUGCUGGUCGUAGAGCUGUAAGCACAAUAUCUGCUGGAAUGAUAUCACAAAAUUUAGUAAUAUUGCAUUUCAAUGAUGUAUAUAAUGUUGAAUCGAGACCCAAUAUAGAGCCGGUGGGAGGUGCUGCACGCUUUUAUACAGCAUUCAACAGUUUUCAAAACUUAAAUCCUCUAAAAUUGUUUAGUGGUGAUUGUUUUUCUCCUAGUAUUUUAAGUACUUUUACAAAAGGGGAACAAAUGGUAACAGUAUUAAAUGAUCUCGGUGUGCAUUGCUCAGUUUUCGGAAAUCACGAAUUUGAUCAUGGUCUCGAAAUUUUGACUCAGUGGGUUAAUAAGUCCAAUUUUCCUUGGCUCAUGUCGAAUGUAAUAGAUAACGAAACUGGAAGGCCUCUAGGUGAUGGGCGAAUCACUCAUGCUGUUGAUUGGGCCGGAAAAAAAAUUGGACUUAUUGGUCUUGUAGAAAUCGAGUGGCUCGACACAUUACCUACAAUUAAUCCCGAAGAAGUCACUUAUUUAGAUUUUAUAGAAGCUGGACAAAAGUUGUCAGUUCAACUUAAACAGGAGGGUUGUGAUUAUGUAAUAGCGUUGACUCAUAUGCGUAUGCCUAAUGAUAUAAAAUUAGCUGAAAAUUGUGAUUCAAUCGAUCUAAUUUUGGGAGGCCACGACCACAUUUACGAAGUUAUGAAAGUAAAUGGGCGGUACAUAAUUAAGAGUGGAACAGAUUUUCAACAGUUCAGUAAAAUUACCAUCAACUUCAACCCUAAUGGCGAUAACGAUGUAACAGUUGAAGAAAUUAACGUAACGUCAUCGUACGCAGAAGAUGCUCAGUUAAAACAAAAGCUCGAAAAAUUUACAAGUAUUAUAGAAGGAAAAAUGAAUGAUGUCUUGGGGUGUUUCACAGUACCUUUAGACGGCCGAUUUACUACUAUCAGAACAUCGGAAUCUAAUCUUGGAAAUUGGAUUUGCGAUGUGUUAUUGGCAGCAACAGGGGCGGAUCUGGUUAUAGUUAAUUCCGGGACAUUUAGAUCUGAUCAGGUUCAUCCUGCUGGCAGUUUGACUCUCAGAGACUUGUUCACAAUUAUUCCAAUGGAAGAUCCAACAGUUGUUUUAAAAGUGACAGGCAAACAAAUUCUGGAAGUACUGGAAAACAGCGUGAGUCAAUAUCCUAAGUUAGAAGGUAGAUUUCCCCAAGUGGCUGGAAUAAGUUUUGCAUUUGAUCCUCGUAAACUGCCCGGCCAAAGGGUGGAUCCAAAUUUAGUUCGUAUUGGUGAUGAAUAUUUGAAAAUGGAACAGUUUUACAGACUCUGUACCAAAAGUUAUAUGCAUCAAGGAAAUGAUGGAUUUACUAUGCUUAAAGAUGUUCCAGUAAUGGUAAUGGAAGGUGAAUCUCCAGCUAUCGCGCUGGCAGUUCAGAAUCACUUCCAAGCAAUUAAUAUGCGCCUUGGCAAAACAAAAAGACAUUCGAAACAUCGACAAUCUCUUGUAACAUUGUCUAGAAGACAUAGUUUAGUUAAGAUGCUAGAAGGUAGUGAGUUAGACGGACCACCUCCUUUACGAAGAUCAAAUUCGAUCGAAACAUCAAUGUCCCCUCAAAUAACACGACUUGUACGUAAAGCCUCAUUGGACGAUUUGGAAGACGAAUCGUGUCAACUCGCCCCCAAAGUCGAAAAUCGCAUUAUUAUUAUCGACAGUGAUGAGAAAAGAUACGAACUGUUACGUCAAAAACAACGUAUUGAAGAGGAUUCUGUAAUCCAGGAAGUCGAAGACGAACAUUCACCAGAAAAGUAAAGCAACUGUAUAUUAAUCAAAUAAUUACUAAAGCUUUCUAACAAUUUUUAAUGAUCGAAUAGUUAUUCUGCGGCCUUUGUUCGGUUCCUCUACAAACAAAAAGACAAAUCUAGUAAUUAAAAUGCACCAAAAACAACGAUUUAGCCAUCCGUUUGUAAUUCACAAAACAAUCACUAUACAUAAUGUCUUUAAAAAAAAUGCAUAAUUUGCUUUCAAAAAAAUAAUUUAUAUCGUUAAGUGUUUAAAUGUGUGGUUCGAAAUGCUCAAAGUUUUUAUUUUUGUUUUUUUAACUUGGCAAAUAAUAAAUAAAUUUAUCAUUAAAAUAAAGGGCAAUAAACAGAUUGUAAAUGAAUAAGAAAUCAAUUGGUUACCAUUUAAAGCUUUACUCUAAUUACUCAAUAAAUAUGCUUACCUAAAAUUAGUUUAAAUUUCUUGUUGCCAUAACUUAUUGCUUAUGCUGUGUCGAUUGAUGGGACGUUUAGAAAAUUAUGUACCAUUUUUUAUAAAAUAUUCUGAACAACAUUGUUCUUUUACAUGUGGUUACCAUGGCUAACUAUUUAUUUUUUAUAUCUCAGGUGCCUCUUUCUCUUUUACAAUUGUAAAUUCUUAGUUUUUGUUGUUAUAGCAUGAUUUAGUGCGAUUUUCUAAAGAGGUUGUUUAUUGAAGACUGACAUUAGAUAAAGUAAAAAUUCAGUAUGUCUUCUUUAUACGUAAUAUGGCCUAAUUAAAAAUAA
Messenger RNA from Agrilus planipennis (emerald ash borer), 3060 nucleotides. Its product is annotated as mannosylglucosyl-3-phosphoglycerate phosphatase. The transcript has 12 exons. Bases 398 to 2326 code for a protein of 642 amino acids. The record is from RefSeq and is a predicted model, not a curated record. Gene Ontology annotation, molecular function: hydrolase activity. Gene Ontology annotation, biological process: nucleotide catabolic process. Lineage: Eukaryota; Metazoa; Arthropoda; Insecta; Coleoptera; Buprestidae.